Molecule: messenger RNA, 1341 nt
Organism: Linum tenue
Lineage: Eukaryota; Viridiplantae; Streptophyta; Magnoliopsida; Malpighiales; Linaceae
Source: the annotation of a GenBank genome assembly
CAGAUCGGGUAAUACCCGCGGGGCGAGGUGAAAAUUCCAUCACUAGCAGCAGAGUGGCAUCCCGCCCCGUCUUCGCGCAAGCCUAUCUAUCCAUUCCAACCAAACCUAGCAGGCGCCAGGCAGCUACCUUCCUUCCUCCCUCUCACCAAUUCCCUUCCUUCUUUCUGUUACUCUCCUUCCUUGUUCCCACCUGCGGAAGAUUUCCAGAAGGAAAACAGUAUUUGACAGCGAUGGCAGAGGGGAAGCAGCAGGGAUUGGUGUUGACCCCGGCUCAGAAUCCGAUUCAAUCCUUCCAACUCAAGUACAAAGAACUGGAGGCCGGCUUCAAAUCUUGGCUGUCCCAGCAGUCUAUGCCCGUCGAAGCCGCCAUCGUCACCGCCACCAGCGCCAUCCAGGGCGGUGCCAUCGGCGGCCUCAUGGGUACCCUCACCGGCGACAUGGCAUCCCCUCUCUCCCCUCCUCCCCAGGCCUCCUUGAACCCUCAGGCCAUGGCUUCUUUCAAGCAAGCCCAGGCGCUUGCAGGUGGUCCCUUGGCUCAAGCUCGGAAUUUCGCUGUCAUGACAGGUGCCAAUGCCGGUAUUGCCUGUAUCAUGAAAAGAGUGAGAGGCAAGGAGGAUGUCCAGACCAGUAUGGUAGCAGCAUUUGGUUCAGGAGCGUUGUUUUCAUUGGUGAGCGGGAUGGGUAGCCCAAACCCUGCUGCAAAUGCAAUCUCUUCUGGAUUCUUUUUUGCAAUUGUUCAGGGUGGCAUCUACCAGUUAGGACAGAGAUUUUCUCAACCUCCAGCUGAAGAUGAGUACUAUGCAAGAACCCGGUCCAUGCUAAAUAAGCUUGGCCUCCAGAACUACGAGAAGAAUUUCAAGAAGGGCUUGCUGAACGACAACACAUUACCAUUGCUGAACGACAGUGCGCUUAGGGACGUGAGAAUCCCUCCCGGGCCACGGCUGAUGAUUCUUGAUCAUAUUCAGAGGGACCCAGAGUUGAAAGAGAGGAAGAUCCAUCGUGGGUGAGGCUUGGUAGAAUUCUGGGUGUGAAUUUGCUUGGAGUUUUAUGGUAGAGGCGCAGUUAGAUGUGGUGCUUUGCUUUUGGUUAGAUGACUUUAUAUUGUAAUGGGUAAAGCUUGUUUCCUUUUUUUUUUUUAAUGGAUUUUACUACCCUGAUGGAGGUUGUUUGAAUGCUGGUGAUGAUGAUAUUGAGUUUGAGCAUAUGUGGAGCUUCUUUAUUUGUUGAUAAUAAGCAUUUCUGAGCUGCACUUUGCCACGACGAAAUAAGAAAGUGAAGGAAUUCCUCGACAUUGGUUGGAAUAUAAUGGGUGAAUAUAAUAACCCUUCCUCAACCUGGUGA